AGUUUGAUUUCUGUCCUGUCAGAUGAUUCCAUCUGUUGCGAAUGCUGUGGUGGCAGACAGGGUAAAAGUGUCAUAACGACACAGUGACACAGUGGUAUAUACCUGCACACUGACACCCACACACAUAUACAUCUGCGCUGCCGAACUAUGAGCUCACUGAAAGAUAUGCGCAAGCUAAAAGGCGACGAAAUGGACCUGGAAGGACUGGUGGAUCACGUGGGCAGCUGUGGCAAGUUCCAGGUGCUGCUUGUAUGCGCCACUUUCGGUACGCUGUUGCAUAUAGCCGGCGGUAUGAUGUUCAUGGUGUUUGGGUCUUAUAACCCGGGCUGGGACUGUCUGGGAGAGGACAACACUUCUUUGUCCUGGCCUACAGCACUGCCGACUGGUCAUCCCACUGGUCAGCCUACUGGUCAGACUACUGACCUGCCCCUAGCUAACACGUCAUCACAGCCGGCAAACUGGGAGCUGAGCAGUGAAACUUCUCUGACAGCCAACGCUUCCGUAACUGAAAGUGCAAGCGGCGCUGGAAAUGGAAGUUGUGACAUCAUCUCCCGUUGUAGCGCUGUGGCGUUUGUGGAGGGCUCGUCAACCGUGGUCACAGAGUGGGGUUUGAUCUGCGACAAAGCCUGGGUGCCCUCGGUUAUCAUCAGCGUACAAAUGGUGGGCGUUUUCGUGGGAUCCGUCCUCUCCGGAGCUGUUGGAGACAGACUUGGACGUAAGGUAUCUCUUUACGGCCACAUUUCCCUGCACACACUGGUCCACCUAGUGAUCAUCUUCUCCACGUCCUGGGAGAUGUACGCCGCCCUCAACUUCUUCAUCGGCGUGGCAGUUGGCGGCAUGAUAUCCACCGCCUACGUCUACCCUGUGGAGUUCGUUAGCCAGUGGUGGAGAGGCAUGCUGGGAACCCUCCCGGCGUGGAAUGUAUCCUCGGCCCUUUUCUCUGCGAUCGUCCUGUGGCUCCGCGACUGGAAACUCGUCCACGCCGUCAUCUGUGGUGUGUCGGCCCUCACCUUGCUCCCUGUCUUCUGGACUCCAGAGAGCAUGCGCUGGCUCACGGUGUCCGGUAGCCUGGUCAGAGCUCACGCAGUGGCCAAGAAGAUUGCCAAGUGUAACGGACGAGAAGUUCCAAGCGUGGAAAUGAUGAGGUCAGUGUCGGAGCAGGAGCGAAAGAAAAACGCCCAUGUGGACACGUAUUCCUACUUGGAUCUGUUCCGAGGCAAAACGCUUUGCAUUUUUUCCAUUAAGAUGGGGAUUGUCUGGCUGUGUAUGUCCAUCACCUACUUCACUAUAAGUUUCGGGAUCAAAUCCCUGUCGGGAGAUUUCUACCUCAACUUUCUCCUGUUUUCUCUUACGGAGUUACCCGGCCUUCUCAUGGUUGCCCCGACCACAAACAAGCUGGGCCGGCGACGCGCAGGUGCAAUACACUUCCUCACUUCCGCUUCCGCGUGUCUCAUCGUGGUCCUCAUGAUUUUCUUUGCCCCCAACAGCUCCUCCACAGAUCUUGCAAUCAACAUCCUAGCUCUGGUGGCCAAAAUGGUCAUCACGGGCGCUUGGAUGGUGGCCACAAUCUUCACCAUGGAGAUUUACCCGACAGUUGUCCGGAGUCUGGGUGUGGGAUACGUAAACUCAGCCUCUCGUAUUGGCGCCAUCAUCUCCCCUUACAUUGUGACAGACUCGCCCGACCUCCUCUGGCUGCCUUUCCUCAUCAAUGUCGUCGUGCUUGUCAUCUGCACGCUGCUCAUGCUCUCCAUGCCGGAGACACUGGGCUCUCCGCUUCCUGACACAAUGGUGCACACCCCAGUAACGAAGCGGCAGCUGCUCCUGGUUGAACCUGACACAGACAAAAGAGUUGGGGCAUUUAGUUAAACCUGACGUAAAAAGUUGUUGUCCUUGAUUAGAUAUGACAAAGAAAAUUGUUGCCCUUAAUUGAAUCCAGUACAGAGAAAAGAAAAUAAGUUCAAUUGGGCAUAUGCAUUCAGGGAAAGAGAGAGAGAGAGAGAGAGAGAGA
Messenger RNA from Aplysia californica (California sea hare), 2008 nucleotides. Its product is annotated as solute carrier family 22 member 5. Lineage: Eukaryota; Metazoa; Mollusca; Gastropoda; Aplysiida; Aplysiidae. Gene Ontology annotation, biological process: transmembrane transport. Gene Ontology annotation, molecular function: transmembrane transporter activity. The record is from RefSeq and is a predicted model, not a curated record. The coding region runs from base 148 to 1866 and encodes 572 amino acids. The transcript has 3 exons. Gene Ontology annotation, cellular component: membrane.